CAACAUCAGAUCCGACCAUUGAUCAGAGUUCUUUGUCCUCACCUGAACCUCACGUCACAAUCUUUGUUUCCUCCGCCCCCAACGCCACAAAUCAUCCCAAAACCCGAUUGCACCUCAACCCACCAAAUCUCUUCUCUUCUACUAGCUCUUCCAAUGGCUGCUUCUCUCUCCAUCUCUAGACUUCUCCUCUCCUCCCCCGCGGCCGCCACCACCGCCACAACCAAAUCCCUACUCUUUCCUAUCUCCUUCUCCUCUAAACUCUCUUUCUCCUCUCUCCCUCUCAAACACCAAUCCAAUCCACUCAAACUCAAAAGAUUCUCCACCAAAACAACCACCACUCCCACAAUCUCCGCCACCAUUUCUGUCGGCGACAAGCUUCCGGACGCCACCCUCUCCUAUUUCGACGCUGACGGGGAGCUCCAGACCACCACCGUAUCCUCUCUCACUUCCGGGAAAAAGUCAAUCUUCUUUGCUGUCCCUGGAGCCUUCACUCCUACCUGCUCGCAGAAACACCUUCCGGGAUUCGUGGAGAAAUCCGCGGAGCUAAAAGCGAAAGGGGUGGAUACCAUUGCUUGUGUAUCGGUGAACGAUGCGUUUGUUAUGAGAGCUUGGAAGGAGAAUUUAGGGAUUAAGGACGAGGUGCUGCUUUUAUCUGAUGGAAAUGGGGAAUUCACCAAGAAAAUUGGGUGUGAGCUAGAUUUGCGUGAUAAGCCAGUGGGAUUGGGAGUGAGGUCAAGGAGAUAUGCCCUUUUGGCAGAGGAUGGGGUCGUCAAGGUGCUCAAUUUGGAAGAAGGUGGAGCUUUUACGUUCAGUGGAGCUGAAGAUAUGCUUAAAGUUCUUUAAUUUUGUUGGUGAGGUGUUUUUUUUUCCUCGUUUCGUUUAUUAAUAAAGUGGAUGAGACCUGAGUGCGAUUUCAACUUAUGGGAUUUUCAAAUGCUCUUCACUUUUCUAUGAUGCACUGCGUUUUCUGCA
This is a messenger RNA of Hevea brasiliensis (rubber tree), 972 nucleotides long. Its product is annotated as peroxiredoxin-2E, chloroplastic-like. Gene Ontology annotation, molecular function: thioredoxin peroxidase activity. The coding region runs from base 154 to 843 and encodes 229 amino acids. Gene Ontology annotation, cellular component: cytoplasm. The record is from RefSeq and is a predicted model, not a curated record. The transcript has a single exon. NCBI's taxonomy places the organism in Eukaryota, Viridiplantae, Streptophyta, Magnoliopsida, Malpighiales, Euphorbiaceae. Gene Ontology annotation, biological process: hydrogen peroxide catabolic process; cellular response to oxidative stress; cell redox homeostasis.